Dendrobium catenatum is the source of this 1526-nucleotide messenger RNA. Its product is annotated as putative dual specificity protein phosphatase DSP8. The transcript is spliced from 6 exons. NCBI's taxonomy places the organism in Eukaryota, Viridiplantae, Streptophyta, Magnoliopsida, Asparagales, Orchidaceae. The coding region runs from base 272 to 1267 and encodes 331 amino acids. The record is from RefSeq and is a predicted model, not a curated record. Gene Ontology annotation, molecular function: phosphatidylinositol-4,5-bisphosphate 5-phosphatase activity; protein tyrosine/serine/threonine phosphatase activity. Gene Ontology annotation, biological process: protein dephosphorylation.
CUUUUUAUUCGAAAAUCAGACCUGGAUGUGGAAGCAGUUCCUUUCUUUUUGCGUUAGCACGGAUGCGACGUACUGGCAUUCAGCUCAAUCUCUGUAGUUUUCUUGUUUGUUGGCGUGAAUUUAGUUUCUGAGACUGAAACUUCGUGCUAGGGAUUUUGUGAGGUUGUCCCUUGCGGAUCCAUUUUGACAUCUUUCCACGGUUUUGCUAUAAAAGCAAUUUGUGGGAUGUGCUUAGGGUUUCUGCUAAUAUUUUAGAUUGGGUUGAUUUAUCAUGAGAAUUACGGAAUUGGAGGAGGGGCGGUCGGGGAGCUGUUUUAGAGAUGAGAUUGGGACAACGAGGGCUAAGAGGGUGUUAGUUGGUUUGGGAGCGAGGACUCUGUUCUACCCAACGCUUUUCUACAAUGUCCUCCGCAAUCAGAUCCAGUCGGAGUUUCGAUGGUGGGAUGAAGUAGAUCAGUAUCUUUUGCUUGGAGCUGUUCCUUUUCAGAAAGAUGUUCUUCACUUACAAAAGCUCGGAGUUAAGGGUGUUGUCACUCUAAAUGAACCAUAUGAGACUUUGGUUCCGUCAUCUUUGUUUAAAGUGCAUGGAAUUGAUAAUCUCGUGAUUCCGACCAGAGAUUACUUUUUUGCUCCUUCACUUGUUGAUAUAUUCAGAGCCGUGGAUUUCAUACGUAGAAAUGCAUCCUGUGGGAGUACUACCUAUGUUCACUGUAAAGCUGGAAGGGGACGUAGUACCACCAUUGUUUUAUGCUAUUUGAUAGAAUACAAGAAUAUGACACCUGCUGAUGCUUUGGAAUAUGUUCGUUUAAGAAGGCCUCGGGUGCUGUUGGCUCCAUCACAGUGGCAGGCUGUUCAAGAAUAUUAUAGCAAGCGCAGAUCAGAAUUCCCAGCCAAGCAGAGCUGUUCACAGAAAAGUUGGCCUGCAGGUGACACCGUCCUGAUAACUGAAGCUGAUCUUGAAGGGUAUGCAACUAGUGAGGAUUACUAUCAAGAUCAGAUAAUUUUACUAAACUCAGAGAAAGUGGUACUGGCCGAGGCUUCCCCAACUGUUUCUGUACUAGAAGAUGAGGUGCUGAUCACUGAAAAAGAUCUGGAAGGGUAUGAAAGCAGCCGUGACAAGGUUUCUGAUGAUCAGAGAUUCUCUUUAUUUGGCCUUACCAGAUCAAGGCCCAUGGUCUCAAAGCUAACUUGCCUCUUUUCAUCCUUAAAAUUUUCAAGCAGUAGCUCUCCUGCUACCAGCUUGGUUCAUGAAGUCCCAGCUUGCUAAAUUUAUCCUUAGCUUGUAGGUCAGGAAGAAGUGAGGAGUAAAUAUUAGCGGUAAUUGUUUGUGUGUAUCAUUAACGGUAGUAGGGCCGAAUAUUAUCAAUCCCGAUCCCGAGGAAAUUUGAAACAAUAGUCUCCAUUACUUUUUGUUUGAUUCACCCCACCAUUUUUAAUCUCUUUGGGCUUGUAAAUGCUGUCAUCAUAUCCGUGUUGCAUAGUUUCCCUUUUAUUUUUUUUGGUUUGUAGUUCUCUGUUGACGUUUA